CCCUUCUAAACCAGAGCUGUAUCACUGCUCGGUUGGCUCGGGGAGGAUCUCUGGCAGAUGAAAACAGCUGUACGAAAAAGGGCCCAGAAUGCAACUCGGUUGCUUCCCUCGACCACUCCGUUCCCUCUGUUCUCUGGUCUUUGCUUUGAUUAGUGCAAACAUAAUGGCAGCGCGGAAUGGUUCCCGGACCCCCUAAUAUGCGCUCGACUGAAACGGCGAGAACGAGGGCACUACCGGACCAGCCUCAAAAUGACCACCGGCUCCAGCUCCAACUCCUGCCGAUUCGCAGAUUAUUUCGUUAUCUGCGGACUCGACACCGAAACUGGGCUGGAACCCGACGAACUGUCCGCUUUAUGCCAGUAUAUACAGGCUACUAAAUUCAGAGAUGGAGCCAGACGAAUGUCGGCGAGUACCAACGAAGGUGAGAAUUUUGAGCAGAGUCCCCUGCGGAGAACCUUCAAGUCCAAAGUUCUGGCGCACUACCCUGAGAAUGUGGAGUGGAGCCCCUUCGACCAGGAUGCUGUGGGCAUGCUCUGCAUGCCGAAGGGCCUGUCGUUCCGCACGCAGGCGGACUCGCGCGAGCCGCAGUUCCACUCCUUCAUCAUCACGCGCGAGGACGGCUCGCGCUCCUACGGCUUCGCCCUCACCUUCUACGAGGAGGUGACCAGCAAGCAGAUCUGCUCGGCCAUGCAGACGCUCUACCACAUGCACAACGCCGAGCGCUACGACAUCCUGCACUCGCCCUCGGGGCCCUGCCCCGCCGCCGCCCCCCCACGGCCCGGCGCCCUGCACCCCUCGCCCGCCCUCUCCCGCCUGCAGCGCUUCAACUCCUACGACAUCAGCCGCGACACGCUCUACGUCUCCAAGUGCAUCUGCCUGAUGGCGCCCAUGGCGUUCCCUCAGGCCUGCCGCAAGGCGCUGGAGCAGCUGCACCGGGCUGUCACCUCCCCGCAGCCGCCACCGCUGCCGCUGGAGAGCUACGUCUACAACAUCCUGUACGAGGUGCCGCUGCCGCCCGCGGGGCGCUCGCUCAAGUUCUCGGGCGUCUACGGCCCCAUCGUGUGCCAGCGGCCCAGCACGGCCGAGCUGCCCCUCUUCGACUUCCCCAUCAGGGAGGUGUUCGAGCUCCUUGGGGUGGAGAACGUCCUGCAGCUCUUCACCUGCGCCCUGCUGGAGAUCCAGAUCCUGCUCUACUCUCAGCAUUACCAGAGGCUGAUGACUGUGGCGGAGAGCAUCACGGCUUUAAUGUUCCCCUUCCAGUGGCAGCACGUGUACGUGCCCAUCCUGCCUGCCUCCCUGCUGCACUUCCUGGACGCCCCCGUGCCCUACCUCAUGGGCCUGCACUCCAACGGCCAGGACGACCGCUCCAAGCUGGAGCUGCCUCAGGAGGCCAACUUGUGCUUCGUGGACAUUGACAACCAUUUCAUCGAGCUGCCGGAGGACCUGCCGCAGUUCCCCAACAAGCUGGAGUUCAUCCAGGAGAUCUCGGAGGUGCUGAUGGCCUUCGCCGUGCCCCCGGAGGGCAACCUGCACUGCAGUGAGAGCGCGGCCAAGCUCAAGGGCUUCCGCACCUGCGACAUGGCCUCCGACAAGCGCAACGGCAACCUGGGCGGCUCGCCGCUCAACUCCUACCUGCUGAAGGAGAACGAGACCAUCGCCCGGCUGCAGGCCCUGGUGAAGAGGACCGGGGUCAGCCUGGAGAAGCUGGACGUGAAGGAGAACGCCAGCAGUAACAAGGAUCUGAAGGUGCAGUGCGACGAGGAGGAGCUGAAGAUGCACCAGCUCAACAUCCAGGUGCGCGAGGUCUUCGCCAACCGCUUCACGCAGAUGUUCGCCGACUACGAGGUGUUCGUCAUCCAGCCCAGCCAGGACAAGGAGUCGUGGUUCAGCAACCGAGAGCAGAUGCAGAACUUUGACAAGGCCUCCUUCCUGUCAGACCAGCCGGAGCCCUACUUGCCCUUCCUCUCCCGCUUCCUGGAGACCCAGAUGUUCGCCUCCUUCAUUGACAGCAAGAUCCUGUGCCACGACGACGAGGACAAGGAGCACGCGCUGCGGGUGUUUGACGCGCGCGUCGACAAGAUCCGCAUGCUGAACGUGCGCACGCCGACGCUGCGCACGUCCAUGUACCAGAAGUGCGCUAACAUCGACGAGUCAGCCGCUGCUGUUAAAAAGCGCUUUGAGAAGGUCGAUCUGAUCGCCCUGCCCCCACACUGCCUCGAUCUGGAGAACAACAAGGCCGAUGAUAAGAAGGCCAUCGAGAUGCGGCUGUCGAAGAUCGACCACACGGCUCUGCACCCCCACCUGCUGGACAUGAAGAUCGGGCAGGGCCGCUAUGAGCAAGGCUUCUUCCCCCGCCUGCAGUCCGAUGUGCUGUCCACUGGGCCCACCAGCAACAAGUGGGCAAAGAGGAGCGCUCCCGCGCAGUGGAGGCGGAAGGACAGGCAGAAGCAGCAUGCAGAACACCUGUACCUGGACAACGACCAGAGAGAGAAGUACAUCCAGGAGGCGCGGAACCUGGGCACCACCAUCCGGCAGCCCAAGCUGUCGAACCUGUCCCCCUCCGUCAUCGCUCAGACCAACUGGAAGUUCGUGGAGGGGCUGCUGAAGGAGUGCAGGAACAAGACCAAGCGCAUGCUGGUGGAGAAGAUGGGCCGGGAGGCGGUGGAGCUGGGCCACGGCGAGGUCAGCAUCACGGGCGUGGAGGAGAACACCCUCAUCGCCAGCCUGUGCGACCUGCUGGAGAGGAUCUGGAGCCACGGCCUGCAGGUCAAGCAGGGUAAAUCAGCUCUCUGGUCCCACCUGCUCCACUAUCAGGAGAGCAAAGAGAAGAAAGACGCCACACCAGGCGGCCUGAGCCCUCCAGGCUUCAUCCACGAUACGGAGAGGCGCAAGUCUGACGCUGGAGCCGCCAUGCCCCCCCUCAAAGUGUCCCUCAUCCAGGACAUGAGGCACAUUCAGAACAUCAGCGAGAUCAAGACGGACGUGGGCAAGGCGAGGGCCUGGGUGCGCCUAUCCAUGGAGAAGAAGCUGCUGUCCCGGCACCUGAAGCAGCUCCUGUCCGACCAUGAGCUGACCAAGAAACUAUACAAACGCUACGCCUUUCUGCGCUGCGACGAUGAGAAAGAACAGUUCCUUUACCACCUGCUCUCCUUCAACGCCGUGGACUACUUCUGCUUCACCAACGUCUUCACCACCAUCAUGAUCCCGUACCAUGUGGUGGUCAUUCCCAGUAAGAAGCUGGGAGGGUCCAUGUUCACAGCCAAUCCCUGGAUCUGUGUCUCCGGGGAGCUGUCAGAGACGGGCGUCCUCCAGGUCCCGAAGAACACCCUGGAGAUCACCUUUGAGUGCCAGAACCUGGGCAAGCUAACCACGGUGCAGAUGGGGCAUGACAACUCAGGGCUUUAUGCAAAGUGGCUGGUGGAGUGCGUCAUGGUGAGGAACGAGAUCACAGGACACGCCUACAAGUUCCCAUGCGGGCGUUGGCUGGGGAAGGGCGUGGACGAUGGCAGCCUGGAGCGGAUCCUGGUGGGGGAGCUCCUGACUCCCACCACAGAGAACGAGGAGCGGAUGUGCCGGACGCCCCCCAUGCAGCAGUCCCCUGGUAUGAUCCGGAGGCUGGUCACCAUCUCACCGAACAGCAAACCAAAGUUAAACACAGGUCAGAUCCAGGAAGGAGUAGGAGAGGCCAUCAAUGGGAUCGUCAAGCACUUCCACAAGCCAGAGAAAGAGAGGGGCAGCCUGACCCUGUUGCUCUGUGGGGAGUAUGGCCUGGUCUGGGCUCUGGAGCAGGUGUUCCAGCACGGCUUCAAAUCCCCGCGCCUCUUCAAGAACGUCUUUAUCUGGGACUUCCUAGAAAAGGCGCAGGUGCACUUCGAGAGCCCCGAGCAGAGGGAGAUGGCACAGGAUGAGAACUGGCAGACAAGGGCGCGCGACUUCUGCCGAUUCAUGCGCGCCAUCAACAGCACCCCCAGGAACAUCGGCAAGGACGGAAAGUUCCAGAUGCUGGUGUGUCUGGGAGCCAGGGACCACCUACUGCACCAUUGGAUAGCUCUCCUGGCAGACUGUCCAAUCACGGCGCAGAUGUACGAGGACACGGCACUGAUAAAGGACCACUCACUGGUGAACUCUCUGAUCAGAGUGCUGCAGACUUUGCAGGAGUUCAACAUUACUCUGGAGGCCUCCCUAGUCAAAGGCAUAGGCAUUUAGUCCUUCCUCCAUGCCUGUGGGACCCGAUACAGUGGGAACAAUGGGAACUGUUACUUUUUUAUGUGGACAGUGACUUGAACAAAGGACAAUUUCUGGCUUAUUUUAAAGCUACCAUUAUGUUUGCCAUAUAAUAAGUGCAAUGAGCCUUUUAAAAUGUGUCAUUAUUUUUUAUCCUCAACAAUGUGUGCUGUUAGACAUUUUAAAACAUGUUUUCUAUUAUAAUUUGUACGUUUUAUUUCGGUGGAGACGGCCCAUCUGUGAUAUACUGUAUUAAUGAAAACUACAUCUUUUUGUUGUUGUGAACUGCUGACAGUAGCUAUAUUUAAGAGGAAAGCAAGGAACAGAAAACUGUUAAUAUAUUUUCAGAAUGGAGCAGUAUUAUUUUGAUAUGUCUGUCAAGUUGCUUGCUCUGUUGUCCGAAUUUACAUUUAACAGUUGUGCAGAGCCGAAAGCAAAUGAUGAAAUAGUAUGCUUUAUAAGUACUAAAGAUGGGAAGAAAUAUGAUUUUUUUAAUGUAGAAGGAAAGAAAUGCAUUUAAAAUAGUUUUCUAUAUCUUCCAAUUCCAAGACUUGGACCAUUUAUGGAAAAAUUAGUGUCCAAAUCUACAUAUCAUUCUACUCAAGCUGAAAAGAGGCACCUCCUGUCACCAUUAAUAUUGUCAGUUACAUACCUGAUGUACGGUUGUACUCACUGGUAAUCAGCCAUUCACAAAACCAUGCUUCAAACAUGCGACAAACUACUCAGUGACAGUAACAGUGCCCCAGUAUGGGUCCAGAAUGCAUGCGUUUCCACCACUCAGGCUGGAAGUAUUGGAACUCGUGGCUUACUUGCAAAUACCUCUAACAAACUAAACCCUCAGUCCACACGCUCAACAUUCUUUUUCUUCUGCACUCUGGGAUUGGCUGGUCCCCCGCAGUAACAUUCUGUGAAGGGAAUUGUAGGUACGGUGGUGUGGCAUGGCCAUGACAGGCAAAAAAUUCCACCCUGUCAGUGUUUUUUUUUUUUUUUUUUUAAUGGAAGCUUGCUGUUCCUUCAGGUAGGCUGUUCCAGGUAGUUUGCCUUUUCGUAAGUGCCCUCACUUUUCUCCAGUACAUUUAACAGGCUCUCAGCUUCCACCUCCCAUACCCCAAACCGCCUCUGGUUCUGCUAUGCAAUACUCACCUGCACAGGAAGACAAAACGAUUUGCAAAAGAACUGAAGAUGAUAGAGAAUGGUUACCUCUUCCCUCAAUAGAACUGAGUAGCAUAAUAUGAAUUCAAAACAUUACUGCUUGAGAGAAGCACAUGUGAAAUUUUCCAUUCUCAUUCUGGUGAGACUUGAACAGUGGCUCACCUGUGUGUUUCUGGCACAACCUUAUUGGGAGAGAUUUUUUUGGUAGAGGGGGGGUUGUUUUGAUAUAUUUCUUGACAGAGAUGUGUUAUGUAGUGUAAUAUAAGUGAGUAACUGUGUACAGUGUAUAAAAUGUAAUAAAAGAGACAAUUCUGGAUAUGUGUAUGUAAAAGUGUAUUGUAUAUUUUUACACAAAACAAGAAUUGAUUCGCUCUAGUAUGUUGAUUGCAAUUAACAAUGUUACCUGGGAAGUGGUUUUCUAGGAGUCAUUUAUAUCUUUGUAACUGCUCUGGUACCCACGCUGUUUGAAAACUGUAGCUCUGUACUAGGUAGUCCAAAGUAGUUACACUUGUAUUUCAA
Megalops cyprinoides (Indo-Pacific tarpon) is the source of this 5895-nucleotide messenger RNA. RefSeq names its product DENN domain-containing protein 5A. Lineage: Eukaryota; Metazoa; Chordata; Actinopteri; Elopiformes; Megalopidae. The transcript has 24 exons. Gene Ontology annotation, molecular function: guanyl-nucleotide exchange factor activity; small GTPase binding. The record is from RefSeq and is a predicted model, not a curated record. Bases 250 to 4206 code for a protein of 1318 amino acids.